AUGCAAUGUAUAGCUAACGGCAUCUAUUUAUUUCGCUGCCAUGUCCACGUCUUCCUCGUCCUCCUCCUCUUCUUCGUCAUCGUCGCCGUCGUCCAUGUCAUCCAUGAGGCUUUCCUCGUCGAAGCUUUCGUCAUCGCUAUCGUACCAAAAGUCCUCGUCGACAGGCUCGUGCUCGGCCUCCUUUCCGUGGGCAUUACCCGAACCGUAGGCAUAGAGUUCACUUUCAGGCAUAAUGAAGUCGGCGGGAAUAUCCUGUUUGGAUCUUUCCACCUCCUGCAAGACCCGUUUUUUGUAUGCUUCCGGGUUUUUUCUCAACUCCACCGACGCAUCGAUGUUGGCGGGCAGCAGCACGUUGGGGUCUUCGAGAAGGGAGAUGAUGGAGAUCAACACCAGCUCCACCGUCUGGGCAGGUGUCCAUGUUUCCGAGUCAGGCUCGUCGGAAGUGGGGUCUCCGCCUUGAUGCAAGAUGGAGAUACACAACCGGCCAUCGCGAUAAACGUUGGGGUGGUAAAUGGCGGGGGUGAAGCGGAAUGUUGGGGGAGCAAACGGGAACUCAGAGGGAAAUCUCAUCUGGCCCUUGAAGUAGCCACCGUGGUACAUGGACUCCUUGUUCAACACCAUGAUGCCGAUGUUCCAAAGGAAGAUGUUGUCGUCGUCGAGUUCGAUGUGGAACGAAGGGAUGCCUUUCUUGGGGUCGGUGAGGUCUUUAAAUUGUCGCUGAAGGAUGGCAGCGGCAGAUUUGGAACUCAUGAUGGAAACUGUGAUAUUCUGUGUUUUGUUGCAACUGUUUCGAGGGGGUGUUAUUUUGCUAGUUUGACAACCGGUUUUGAUCUGUAA
Meyerozyma guilliermondii ATCC 6260 is the source of this 837-nucleotide messenger RNA. RefSeq lists its product as uncharacterized. The transcript has a single exon. The coding region runs from base 1 to 837 and encodes 278 amino acids. The record is from RefSeq and is a predicted model, not a curated record. NCBI's taxonomy places the organism in Eukaryota, Fungi, Ascomycota, Pichiomycetes, Serinales, Debaryomycetaceae.